This is a messenger RNA of Dreissena polymorpha, 4311 nucleotides long. Its product is annotated as alanine--tRNA ligase, cytoplasmic-like. Gene Ontology annotation, molecular function: amino acid binding; ATP binding; aminoacyl-tRNA deacylase activity. Gene Ontology annotation, cellular component: mitochondrion; cytoplasm. Lineage: Eukaryota; Metazoa; Mollusca; Bivalvia; Myida; Dreissenidae. The transcript has 22 exons. The coding region runs from base 256 to 3156 and encodes 966 amino acids. Gene Ontology annotation, biological process: alanyl-tRNA aminoacylation; tRNA modification. The record is from RefSeq and is a predicted model, not a curated record.
UACUCUGAUUAUAAAUUUUAGCACAAGCAGAAGCAAAAAAGACAAAACAGUUUUUGAGACGUUUUAUUGUUGAAAGACAUUAUUUCAAUAAUUAAUAUUAUAAAAACAAAACAAAUCUAACUUGAUUCUUUCGUAUAAGUGAUACUUAACAAAUCUAACGAUUGUAUAAAUCAUUUGAAAAUCGCAAAUUAACAACCUGACAUCAAUUUCGGAUAUUAUUUUUUUAGGACAAACUAAUGUUUUACAAUCACACAAAUGUCAUUGCUGCGUCAAAAAUUGCUUGAGCCAAGGAUUAAAAAAAUAAUUCUACAGAAAAUUGUGAAGAGGUACAAACAUGAAUGUCAAUCAAAAGCAGUUCGCAGUAUGUUCAUUGACUACUUCUGCAACAGCCAUGGACACAAAUUUGUGAAGUCAUCUUCUGUGAUUCCAGAUGCAAAUGAUGGAACAUACUUCACCAAUGCUGGAAUGAAUCAGUUCAAACCAAUCUUUCUAGGAACUGCCCCCAUCACCUCAGAGCUUGCCGGCUAUCAAAGGGUGGCUAACAGUCAGAAGUGUGUGAGGGUCGGGGGUAAACAUAAUGACCUGGAUGAUGUCGGGUAUGACCUGACUCAUCACACAUUCUUUGAGAUGCUAGGCAGCUGGUCUUUUGGAGAUUACUUCAAAGAUGAGGCCUGUGCCAUGGCCCUACAUCUUCUCCUUGACGUAUACAAGUUAAGGAAGGACUGCCUGUAUUUUAGCUACUUCAAGGGUGAUACAGACCUGGCCUUGGAACCUGAUCUUCAGACAGCUGAAAUAUGGAGACAAUUAGGGAUACCAGCUGACCAUAUUCUACCGUUUGGUAUGCGUGACAAUUUCUGGGAAAUGGGCGAGACGGGACCUUGUGGGCCCUGCACGGAAAUCCACUACGACCACACAGGGGCGGGUAAUUGUGCCCACCUGGUGAACACUGGUUCCCCACGCGUGAUUGAGAUCUGGAACCUUGUGUUCAUGCAGUUUAACAGGUUGAGCUCCACACAGCUAGUUCCACUACCCAGCUGCCAUGUGGACACAGGUAUGGGGCUGGAGAGGCUCUGUGCAGUGUUACAGGGAACCAGGUCCAACUAUAACACUGAUCUGUUCUGGCCAAUAUUCAACGCCAUGCACAAGGAAACGGGUUUGCCUCAGUAUGGUGACAAGACAGGCACAGAUGACACAGGGGGUGUAGACACAGGCUACCGUAUCCUGGCCGACCACACUCGUAUGGCCGCUGUGUGCAUUGCUGACAGGCUGUUACCAGGGAGACAGGGUCUCGAAUCAAGAGUGCGUUUUGUGAUAGACAGGGCCCUACAUCAGUGUCAUCAUGUGUUGAAUAUUCGACCUGGCUUGAUGGGCAAACUUGUGCGGCCCGUUGUUGAGACUCUGGGUGAUGCCUAUCCUGAGCUGUCAUUGCAAGAAAACAAGAUCCGAGAUGUGGUGUGCGAGGCUGAAGACAGGUAUCUGGAGCUCUAUGAAGACGGCAAAUAUAACUUCACAAAAUUACUGAGAAAAACGCCAGAUAUAAAGACGUUGGAUGAGGAGCAGAUACUACGACUGCGAGACGGCUGGUAUGGGAGGCCGAUGUCAACACACCUGAUAGAGCUGAUUGCCGGCCAGUACGGGCUCUCAGUGGAUCGGGAUGUCAUCCAUUCCCUCAACACCCAGCCUGCGUCUGACAUAGAGGAUGAAGAGUUUCCAUGCUUCACUGCUGAGCUUCUCAACGACCUGCCAAUCACCAAAGCCCCGCCCACGGAUGAUAGCCUCAAAUAUGUGUAUAGAGACAAAAAGUGCCCAGACAUAGAGAGCAGUAUAUCAUGCCUUGUGGAUGAGAACAACACCCUAGUGGACACUGUCAAGUCAGGGGUGCGUGUUGGGGUCAUUACAAGGCUCACCAACUUCUAUGCAGAGAAAGGGGGCCAGGCCGCAGAUGUUGGUGUGAUUAGAUCUAAGACAGGCCGAGUGCGAGUGACAGAUGUACAGAGCAUACAUGACCUGGUGCUACACACAGGGGUGGUUGAGGAGGGUACCAUGGAGACGGGCCAAAUGGUUACUAUGGAAAUCGAUCAGACCCACCGUCAAGGCUGCACGUACAACCACACCGCCACUCACCUGCUCAACGCGGCUCUACGACACAUUCUGGGGCCGGACGUGAGUCAACGUGGAUCAUCAGUCCUGCCUGAUAAACUCAGCUUCGAGUUCUCCUGUGUGUCUAAAAUAACAGCAGCUGAAGUGAAAGUCAUUGACACUCUACUCUCAGGCUGGGUUAGAGGCUCCCACUGUCUGUCAGUGAAGAGAAAGUUAGCUCCCCUGGCAGAAGCUCUUCAGAUGGAGGGCAUUAUCUACCUUGACAAUGUUGUCUACCCAGAGGUAGUGUCUGUGGUCAGUGUAGUUGAUGAUAUCAGCAAGGAAUGCAUCUCCAGAGAGCUGUGUGGCGGCACGCAUGCGCACACCAUAGCUGAGCUUGGUGAAAUCUGCAUAACAAGUGUGACAGGCCAGGCCACUGGGGUGAAGUCUGUAGUGUGCCUGACUGGACUUCCAGCAGUACAGGCCAGAAAGCAGGCAGCUGUUGCCACAGAGAUGUGCAAUGGCCUUGAGAUGGCGCUGAAAGGUCAACAAGGUCAACCUAUUGACCUUGAACGCUGUUUGCAGCUGCACAAAGAGAUUAACCAUAUCCUAGGAACAGAAGUGUUACCAAAGACGGACAAAGACGCACUGAAGGAGAGAAUGGACAAGGCAGGCACUGUCCUCAAUACUCACGUCAACAAUGAAGCAUUUGCCAACUUGGAAGAGGAGCUAGACAGACGGAUGGCAAAUGGUGAGGAGUCUUUCAUUGUGGCACAGUUUGAAGUGAAAGUCCUUCCUAAGGUCAACAAGUUGAUGAAAAGACUGGACAUACGGAAGCCCCUGAUAUUGUUGGUGAAAGCAACCAACAACACAAAUGCCUACAUAGCUAUGCCAAAGUCCUCACCUCUUCCACUGAAUGACCUUGUGGGAGAGUUUUGUACUGACGUGCAGGGGAAGGUAACUCAGCAGGAGACCAACUACACAGUGGUGUCCGCCAGGGGAGAGCAAUCUGAGAGGUUCCUUAAGGCUGCCAACGUUCUGCAGUUGCGAUAUGGGAGAAAAGAAUUUGUGAAUUGAUGAAACGUACCCUUCAUUUGUGAUUUGAUGAAACGUACCCUCCAUUUGCGAUUUGAUAAAACGUACACUUCAUUUGUGACAGCAUGUGUUACUUAAAGUUGCCAAUCAUAAUGAAUUCACAAUAUUGAUGCUUAGAACAGGCACAGAAUAAAUAUGGGCCAUGCUCUGUGAAAAAGGGGUUUAAGGCAUGUGCGUAAAGUGUCGCCCCAUAUUAGCCGGUGCAGUUCGCAUAGGCUAAUCAGGGACAACACUUUCCGCCUAAACUGGAUUUUUGGGAUGAAGAGAUUUUCUUUACAAUAAAAAUAUAAUGAAAGAAGAAGUGUUGUCCCUGAUUAGCCUGCGCGGACUGUACAGGCUAAUCUGGGACGACACUUUACGCACAUCAAUUAAACCCCCUUUUCACUGAGCAUUUGAUGAAUCUCCUUCUUCAUUUGUGGAAGCAUGUGCUUUUAAAAAAUGUUCACGAUAACGCAGUCCCAAUAUGGGAGUGUACAGACCAGGGAUAAUAACUGUAGAAGAAUCAAGAACGCUAGAAUUGACAACCGCCCACUUUGCAUUUGAGGAGGCUUGACUUUUAAACCUUAACCACUUAGAUAUGUAUUAAAAGGUUGUCAUCGAUUUGCAGUCAUGAUACGGGAGUUGAGACUUUGAAUUUGUGUUACAUUUGAAGAAACACGGCGGUUGUGUGAUUUGAUAAUACCCACAUUAGAUUUUGAGGGUUGAUCAUUGAACUGUUAUAUCUUAUUCUGAUAUAAAAAUAUUAAGCAGAUAUAGGCAGAUAUGAUCAGUAUAAUUUUCAAAAAAGUCCUCUAUUUGUCGGAGGGUGGGCUAGCCAUAGGUUUUUGCAGAUUCUAACAAUCAUGAACCAUGUAAUUUUACAGUUUUUCUAUUGGCCAUGAACAAUCAAUGAACACUGCAUAACUUUUUUCCUGAUUCUGUGUGGAUCCUUGCAAAAUGUAUUUCUCAGGACUGUUGCAAAAAAUUGUUUUAGUUGUAGUAUGAAUUGAAGUGAUUUUACCAUUAUUGUUUUUUUUUAAAGCCAGUUAACUACUAUUUUCCUAUCAGAGAAAUAUAUGCAUUUUGUUUAAUUAGUAUACGGUACAGUUAUUGUUUCAUAAAUAAAUUAUCUCGAAGAAUAUACCGAUAAAGAUAAAA